UGUGCCUACAGUUCCACCCAUCAAAAUGGCUUACUAUAUCGACAUGAGGACGCCACCAGGACUAAUUGAAGAGGAGGCAAGAGAGAACGUCACCCCCAAUGUUGAAGUGGAUUUUUCAGAAUACAUGUGGAUGGCCGACGAACUGGACGAAUUUGACAGACAGGUUGAGGAGGAGCUCCUGGAAGAAGCGUUCAUUGAGGCGUGUUUUGAGGAGAUGUUCGCCGAGGAGGAGGCUGCCCACUGGUUGCAGCAGAACGCUCACGGACAGAAUGGACAGUUCCUGCCUCAGAUCCCAGAAGUCUGUUCACUAGAGGACUCGCUACGCCAGUUAGACAUUGGAAACUGUGGCAACGUUUCUGAAGAAGUUGUCUUAAACAGCAAAUUGAACCCUGAGGCUCCAGAGUUCGUUCCACGUUAUCUCAAGUCUUGAUUUCAUUCCCGGUACACAAGACAUGGUCUGUUUCCAGCGGUUACUCGGUUUCUAUGAUGACCAACAACAGAUGGUCAUCAUUGCCAGCCUCUGUACAUUGGCAUUAUUCCAGAAUGUGUGUUACCAUGGUUGCCUGUUAAUGUAUAGACUGCAUGUCUGCUAGAAUAAACCAUCUUGCUACAGGGAAUUAUGGUGUAGAAUAUAAUCAACUUGUGUACGACUUCGGUCACGUCUGUGUGUUUAAUGUAUGUGAGUUUUCCGUCUGUAGUGUCUAAUAAUUAUAGCAUCGUCUUCAGCUCGAAACCGUCUGAAGAAACCAGGUUAUAUUUCAGUUAGGUAAACUCAUGAAUCCAGCCAACAUGCAGCUAUCUAGUUUUGAUUCUGUUGAGGAGAACUAUAAUCCUGUGGACUCGUGAGGAAAUUUGCGAUUUUAGUGUUGCCGAAAAAUCAUUCAGGACUGUAGAUAAAAAAUACUUACUAUAAUUCCACUACUGGGGUUUAUGCUGAAUGCCAAAAAUUAAUUAGGAGAUGGGUGAAUAAUGUCAGAAAAUAUUUACAAAAUUCAAGUUUUUCAGUUAAUAAAAAAAAAAAGGUAACAAAAUUAAGGCUCUUUGAAUAAUUGUACGUGUAUUUGAUUUUCGAAUUGGAUUUUUAGUGAUGAUGUAAUAAUGAAAUAUAUUUGUCAAAUUUUUAAUAUGUAUUUGUCAAACAAAAGCUUAAAACUCGUCUGCUUUUAAAGUCUGCUAAAUUUUCCAAUUUAAAAAAAAGAAGACCUACUCUCUUAAAGGUUUUGACUAGUUUAGUGAAGGGUACACUAACUUCAACAAGUUUACAAAAUAUACAGUUUGUUAAAGAACCACCCCUUGAUUUAAAAACAAAAUAGUUUUAAGACCAGCAUGUAACAUAAAUUGCAUGUGGAAAAACUUUAAUGUAUUAAUUUAUUACACAGCACAAUGUUUUUCAGAGUUGUUUUUUUUCUUUUUCCAAUCUGUAUUUUUAAAUACAUUAUCCUUAAAAAUGUAUCAGAACAUACAAAAUAUUGGAUGUAUGUUUUGCUAUAUUAAAAAACAAAGUAUUUAGGGAGUACAUUAUAUACAGUAUUAUGUUACGGCUGUAUGCAGCCAUAUGUUAUGUUUUAAGAGAGUUAACAUCAUUUCCAAUGUCUAUAUCGAGUUCUUUGACCUAGAAAUGUAUUACACUUCAAACAAACACUUCAUCAAAUAUAGUGUCAUCUCUAACCACAAUAACGAGAAUUUUGCUUAUUUGUUAUUUAAACUUAAAUCAUGUUUUGCUCGGAUGUGGAUGUGGGGGGUGGUGAGGGAUGUGUCAUUGAGGUCUGGACUGCCCGUCUCAUAAUGAGGGGAAAUAUUUUUCAACUUAUUUUAAGCUGCAUUCACCAUUUAUUUAAAACUUCCAUUCAAGUAGUAGUAGACCCACCAUGCAAACAAUCGUGGAUCGGCACCUGUUUCCUGAUUUGUAGGUCACACCUAGGUCCAGUUUUAAAAUUGUGUUUCUUCGGUGUGGUUUAUGUGGAUUGCUUCCAUGGUGUAUUUAUGGUCCAAGCUGGUUGUUCCCUUCAUACAUUUAAAUCCUCAUCUAGGUUGUGCACUUAUGUCACUCGAUGAAUUUUUUAUUUUAGAGUCGCCAAUACAGAGCUGCACAGAUUAUAUUGACUGUCAUUUCAUUUGCAGGUUGUGGGGGAACCUAUUUGGCGUUGAUGCAAAAUUUGUAAAAUGCUAAACAAUAUUUUGCUCGUCAUAGUUGUUAAAAAAACCCAGGAUAAUUGAAUAAGUAUUUAUAAUGUUAUCUAUUAAAUUAUUAGUUUUAAUGAAAAAAAAUUGUAGUUUUUUCAUUAUAUGAAAUUUUAUAUUAAUAAAUUUGAUUGUUUUUCAUAUUUUUAUAAUCCAUAAAUGGGUUACUCAAAUUUCCAAUUUGUGCAUCCCUGCACUACAUGUAUGUCAAGGAUUGUUUUGCAUUGUGAUUGGCAUAUUAAUGGUUUUUAGGUGUUUGAUCAAAGUAGUAAAUUGUUUUUGUGGUGUAUCUUGAGAUCUACUGUUUAAUGGACAUGAUUACAUUGCUAUAAUCUUUACAGGUGAGUUUUCUUCUGUCAAAAAUGAAGAACUCUGUAUCCUGCAGUCGAAAGGUGCACAGUUCACUGCAGCAUGUCGCUCCCUUCAUCUUCCUUGGGCAUUAUUUCCUUUAUUUAUUUUUCAGAGCAUCAUCGAAUUUGUACAUUUCAUACUAUUUCUGUGUUGCCUCUGAAUCUAACUUGAAUGGAGAACAAAUUAACAUAAAUUAUGCUGGCAUUGUUAAAUUUUAUUUUAAAAUUUGUGUUUAAAAUUGAGAUUGUUAUUUCAGUAUGGUAGUGGUAUCGCAGUACUAUUAAUAUAUUUACGGUUAUUUAAGUAUUUAUUUUUAGCACUAGUUAAGGUGGGACACACUAUGCAUACACUGUGACACAAAAAAGGCCAUUCAGAUAUUAUAUAAUGCUCGAGGGGGUGGGUGUAAGUCCAAACAUGUAGCGUUACAGGGGGUGUACGUAACGCUCUUUAUUUAUUACUAAAUCAUUUUCUUUUUCUUUUUUUUCAUAAACGCUCUGUCAUGGUGACAAUGCUUAACAUAGGUAAUUAUAGCUAGAGUAUACACAAUAAGGAUUAUUAAUAGAGUUGAAAUGCAUAUCUGUGCUUUCCCAAAUCGCAAAACAGUUAGUUAAAAUUAUGACAUUCAUCGCAAUUUUUUUUUUAAUUGAAUGGGAAGGGUGUGUGUGUCUCCAAGCAUUAUGUAAUUGGGUUGUUGUUGGUUUUUUUUUUUUGGGGGGGGGUGUAUGAUCUAGAGUUGUGGAGCUUUCCGGGGGGAGGCAGGGUGUCUAAUUUUUACACCAAAAACAAAAGGAGUAAUGUUUGAACAGCCCCAAAUGGAAAUCCACCCUCAGGGCCGUAGCUAGCAUGGGGGCAAAGGGGGAAAUUGGCCCCCCCCCCCCCCCGAAAAAAUUCGGAAAGCAUUACAGAAACUUAAAGAAAAGGAGUUUUAGACUAUUAACUACUCAAUUGCCCCCCCCCCCCCCCAAACAAAAAAUCCUAGCUACGGCCCUGACCCUUCCUCUUCCUACACAGAAUUAACUAAUUUAUGGUUUGUAUUAAGUACUUUAUUACUAAAUAAUUUGUUUGUUUUGGGUUUUUUUUUAUGUCAACCUAACAUAAAAUUAUAUAACUGAAUAUUUUUUCUGAAAUAACUGAUUUAAAAUAAUAUUUACAUUAUGCAUCAUAAUUAUUGAUUAUAUUAUAUUCUUUUACCUUUUCCUUAAUGGUCAUUUAAAACCCCCAGUUAUUUGUUAAAAUAACACCGUUUUCUAGCUGCAUACAGUAUGGUUUGCUUAAAAAAAAAAAAACUUAACUUUUGUUUGGUGCUAGUAUAGGUUACAAUGCAUUUAUCAUAUUCAUUUGUUCACCUUCUGUCCACAUAUACGGUUUCAAUAAAUAAGAAAAUAUUUUAUAUUUUCUAUCAAA
This is a messenger RNA of Gigantopelta aegis, 3936 nucleotides long. Its product is annotated as polyadenylate-binding protein-interacting protein 2-like. Gene Ontology annotation, molecular function: mRNA regulatory element binding translation repressor activity. NCBI's taxonomy places the organism in Eukaryota, Metazoa, Mollusca, Gastropoda, Neomphalida, Peltospiridae. Bases 26 to 430 code for a protein of 134 amino acids. The record is from RefSeq and is a predicted model, not a curated record. Gene Ontology annotation, cellular component: cytoplasm. The transcript is spliced from 4 exons. Gene Ontology annotation, biological process: negative regulation of translational initiation.